Angiostrongylus costaricensis is the source of this 1269-nucleotide messenger RNA. The record is from the annotation of a GenBank genome assembly. Lineage: Eukaryota; Metazoa; Nematoda; Chromadorea; Rhabditida; Metastrongylidae.
AUGAGCAUCUAUCAAAGCCUAUCAAAUCUGCCGUUUUCUCGAGACGAUUCUAAGUUCAUCAUCUGGUCGGAUGUUGAUGAGAGAAUGAAUUAUCUUCGUGACAAUCUCGACAAUGACAUUUCCAAUGGUGUGUUUUUAGGAGGAGGCUUCAAUUUUGGGUAUCAGCUGCUCAUAACAAAUCCUGCUCAAGAAGCAUUCAUUCAGUUCCUCAAUAUUUCUUACAUGGAAACUCAUGGAGUGCAACAAAAUCGAGAAACGCUUGAGUUUAUCUGGGGAGUGAUUGUGUCCAUGUUCUUUUGGGGAGCCACUCUGGGCUCGUUGCUUAUUCAAACGAUAGCGGAUUGGUUCGGACGAAGAAAUGGCGUGAUUGUGAUGUUCAUCGUGCAGAUCGUCAGUCUACUAAUCGUGGUUAUUAGCUAUUUUACCACGAGUUACAUCAUCUAUUCGAUUUCGCGCCUUGUUUUGGGAGUCGCCAUCAGUGUUAGUUUAGGCAUCGGUCCGAUGUUCAUCAUUGAAUGCAGCCCACCGGCGUGCCGUGGUAUGAUCUCAAUGGCCACUGGUUUCAUGAUUCAGUUGGGGCUCGUUGCUGGUUCUAUUACCGCAAUGCCUGAGCUUUCUGCUGGCUCGGAACCAAACAAGAAAAGCUGUGAGCUCAUUUGUAUACUAUCAUUCUGCUACCGAAACGAAAGUCGAAGUGCUGUUGACCGAUGCUCAGAGUGUCAGCAAAGGGGAUCAACCGCUCAGUCUGUUCGAAAUCUUCAAAUGGUUAACGCAUUCGCCUUCGAAAUCUUGCUUAAUGUGGGAUUGAAUGGUCUUCAGGCGUCGCUUGCUAAUAUUGUUAUCUGUUUGAUGGCAUUGGAGACGUGGAUCGGCUGGUGUGUGGUAGUUGCGAUUUCUAUUUUCAAUCUGGUGUUCGCCACCGGACCUGGUCCGGUUUGCUUUCUUGUUCCCGGUGAACUCGUCGGACAUAGAGCUCGUGCCGCCGCCUACACUUGGGUGAACAUCAUAUUGAAUGGAGUUCGUUCUGCAUUGAUUGCUGUCUAUUUCCCAUUCCGUGCUUUAUUGGGUGGACCACUCUCCUAUUUUCUGCUUUUUUUCGCACCAUGUGUCAUAACAGUGGCAAUAUGUUACUACUGGCUACCAGAAACAUCUGGAAGGACGCCAGAACAGGCACGAAGCGAUGUGGAUGAUCUUCCGAGAAUUUGUGGAACCACCAAGAAAUCUGAUCGUGGUGUAAAUGAAGAACCGCAGUUGAUGUCAAGUUUUUGA